AUGGCGGGUACGUCUGGAGUUGUGGCGGCGGUUUUCCUCUUAGUCCUGCUGAUCGGAACCUCGGGCGCCGUCGUCUUCCCGCGGUCUCUGAAAACGUCGUUUCCCAGAGCUGUUUCGGUAAGAAAUUUUGGUGAUUCCCAGACGCUUCGUUUCUCAUUUGCGUUGGACGAUGAGACGACUUUAGAUCAUCGCCUGAUGAUUUGUUUGAACCUUUCAGGAUUUGAAGGAGGCGAUUCUGAAAGGGUUGGGGUCGCACGAGGAAGGACUGGCGUUGUCGGGUUUUGACCCGCGGGACGCGAAAGUGGGGCAAUCGGUGGCGUACGAGUUCCAUGUGGAGAUCGAUAAGAAGAUCAUCCCAAUCAAGCUUCUGGAGGAUGUGAGUCGGUGGGAGUUUGUAGAUUUCCCUUUUCUUGCUAUGGACGGCGAGGCGGAUAAUGCGGAUAAGGGGUUGGCGGAGAUGGAGAAGGCUCUAGAAUCUAUGAUCCUCCCUGUUCUUCCCCCGUUCCAGCUUGAAGGCCCCAUGGAGCUCUGGAUCCAGGAUGGCGAUGACAUGAGGCUGGCCUUGCCAGUGAGUACAUAUUUCUUCCCUUAUUUCCUCCAUGAUCCUCAUAUUCGUAAAGAAGUAUUCAUCAUUAAUCUCAUGCAAAGCAUUUGACAUUUGAACUGCCUUAAGAUAUUUAACAAUUGGUAUCAUCCGAAUUGUUUUCAUCUCCUGUUUUAGUCCUUAGAUUUAGGGUUACCGCCAUUAUCAGUCUACGCCUGUUUUCAAUCGAUUGCCUUCGAAGCAACAUCUAUUUUUCAGAUUUCUGGGAGGCUUCUGCAGUCCCAAACCAUCAUCGUAGCUAUUGUCUUAAAUAAUAGAAACUUAAUUGCAUCAGACUAGAAUAGGAUGUUCGAACAAUGACGAAUCUCUUGUCGAAGUCCUUGGCAAUUCCCUUUUUGAUUAUUCCGUCAAUUUGCGCAGCACGAUGUGGAGGCCGGCGUGCUGAAGAAGGUGCUGUUAUCAGAUGGCGCAAAGGUGACGGUGAAGGGCGCCAAAUCCGUCGGCCUCCGGCACGCCGUUGAAUUGCCUCUUCCUCUCAACCGCACCCGCGGGGGGCGCGCAGUCGCUUCCGGCCUUCUAACCAUGGCCGAGGCCCUUCGCCAUGCCUCUCGCUCCAAGGAGAAACCCCUCCUCUCUCUCCGAAUCGUCGGACCAACCUCUCUGUCGUCGUCUCCAACACCCAUGUCCUCCAGUGACAGGCUCAAGCUCAAGCGUCUGGCCCCCGGGCUCGUCGAGCUCUCAUCUCCCUCGGUUCCUGCCUUGUCUGAAGAUCCAGACGCCACAAGUUCCCCCUUUCUGUGGCCUCUUACGUCCCUCGACGGAUCCGACUCCAACCUCAGGGGCUUCGAGGAGCUGCUGGCGUCUGUUCUGGGCAAGAAGGGGAUGGAAGAAGGAUCCUUCAGGUUGCUGAAGGCAGAGGUGUCUGCCAUGACCUAUGUGAAACUGGGAUUCGUCAUGGAGAGGCUGGUUUCAAAUAUGGACGUGGACUGGUCAGGCUUCCCCGCGUGGCAAACCAGGCCGGAGAAGAUCCGGUCCCAAUUCGAGGUUCUUGCCCGGGUGGAAGAGAACGGGAUGAUCGUCCCCGAGAGAAUCGCAGAGAUCUCGCCCGUCCCGGCGGUGGACUUUCAGCUGGAGAGCGUUGGAUCAGAGAACGUCUCGAUGUCCCGGGUACCCAUCUAUCAUCCUCCUCCUGUCUAUUUCACCCUGUGA
Molecule: messenger RNA, 1753 nt
Organism: Spirodela intermedia
Lineage: Eukaryota; Viridiplantae; Streptophyta; Magnoliopsida; Alismatales; Araceae
Source: the annotation of a GenBank genome assembly